AUGUCGGCGUCAUUGAACGUAAUUGCUUUAAUCUCCGGAGGCAAAGACUCGCUCUUCUCCAUUCUCCACUGUCAAGCAAACGGCCACACCGUCGUAGCACUGGCCAAUUUGCACCCAGCGCUUUCCACCAAUGACGACGAAGAAGACAUCAAUAGCUACAUGUACCAGACCGUGGGGCAUUCGGUCAUCCCACUCUAUGAAGAAGCGCUAGGAAUCCCGCUCUAUCGACAAGAGAUCAAGGGUACCGCAGUGGACUCGAGUCGAGACUACGCGACACCUUUGCAAAAGCAAGAGCAGGAUGAAACUGAAGACUUGGUUCCGCUGUUGAGAAGGGUCCUAGAAGCACAUCCUGAGGCCAACGCUGUGUCUACAGGGGCUAUCCUGAGCACAUAUCAACGCACGCCUAGGGUGGCCAAGGCCAUGGGACGCUAUGGUGACGCUGGCGACGGCGCGAUACUAGGUGAGGGGGGGAUCGAAAAUGGACCACCUGGGAAGCUGGAGGGUGGCCAAGCAGUGCUAAAGAUUAAGAACAGCACGCUUGAGGAGAAGGGUGCAGAUGAAGAGGCUGCUGCUGGGCCACUAAGAAUACCGGAGCUUUUGGACGAGGAGUUCACGAAGUUGCUAGCAGCCACAGAUGCCAGCAAUGAGGGUAGGCAAGGUGUGCCCACUGACACAGGGUCUAUCGUCCAGUCUCUUGGGCCUGUCUCUCAAGCGGGCAUCCCAUCAGUAGUAGAUCGGCUAUCCUGGAAUACAUACAGUGAUACUUCGACAGUCUUCACAUACUCCAAUCUAGUAAGCGAUGCCUGCACCGCGUCCUCAUCCGAGUCCCCAUCCCGCCAGCUCUCCAAGAUCUUCCUCCGUCUCGACCACAUCCUGAAGCAAUGCCGUAUUCCCAAGAGCAGCGUCAACCACUGCACACUACUGCUCCGUGACAUGGCGGAUUUUACAGUUCUCAACCCAAUCUACGCGCAAUACUUCAGCAGCGUGAAUCCACCAGCCAGAGCCACCAUAGCAGUUGGGGACACAAUGCCAAAGGGCAUAAAUGCCAUGCUGAGCGUAGUCGUGGACAAAGACGAAAGAGAUCAAGAUGGAGAGGUCCUAAGACCAGUGAAGAGACAAGGACUCCACGUACAAGGACGAAGCUACUGGGCACCAGCAAACAUCGGACCCUACAGCCAAGCCAUCUCCGUACGCCUGCCUACAAGUAAUGAGCUCAACGAAAACAACGCCCAGAACAGCGGAGAAGUCGUGUACGUAGCUGGUCAGAUCCCCCUAAUGCCCGCAUCCAUGGACGUGUACAAAGAACAUGGUUUUAGAGGUCAAGCAGUCCUCUCCCUCCAACAUCUUUGGCGCAUCGGCCGCACAAAAGGAGUGAAAUGGUGGCCGGCAGCCGUAGGUUUCAUUCCCGCAUCCGAACACGCGGAAGAGUCUGUACGAGUGGCACAAGAAGUCUGGAGAGCGACCCACACACCUCCCUCCUCAGCUGAUAACGAUGACAACGACGAAGAGGACGAAGACGCGGACAUAGACCCCUGGGACCGCUUGAAUCAACACCACACCUCGACAUUCAAAGAUUCCACUUAUCGCUCUCCCAUCCCCGAUCACUCUGCGAUUUCUACCCUCCAGAUUCAAGGCCAAGACCAAACCACAGGCGCGAAUAUGAGCGAAACACGAACGCUGAUACCACCGUGUUUCAUCGCUCAAGUAUCUUCUUUACCGCGUGGUGUAGAUAUAGAAUGGAGCGCUACGGGUCUAACUUCCUCUUCCAUGGCAUAUUGGCGCAACCCCACGACCCCACAUUCCACGACGACAACGCCGCGGGAUGCUCGAUCGAGGUUCUUCACCCUCGAGUUGAGGGAUGAGGGGGACGUGGAGUGGCUGGGGAAGCAAAGGUGGACGAGUGCUACGUUGUAUGUUGGAAGGGGGUUUGAGUGGUUUGGCAAAGAGGGCGUAGAUAUGAAGAUGGAAGGUGUGCAGUGGAUUCCUUGUCAGAGGGUUUGGGGCGAGGAUGGGAGGGAGGCUUGUGCGGUUUUCGUAGGGAGAGUUGAUGGGUGA
Alternaria atra is the source of this 2055-nucleotide messenger RNA. RefSeq lists its product as uncharacterized. The coding region runs from base 1 to 2055 and encodes 684 amino acids. Lineage: Eukaryota; Fungi; Ascomycota; Dothideomycetes; Pleosporales; Pleosporaceae. Gene Ontology annotation, molecular function: diphthine-ammonia ligase activity. The record is from RefSeq and is a predicted model, not a curated record. Gene Ontology annotation, biological process: protein histidyl modification to diphthamide. The transcript has 3 exons.